AUGACACAGGAGCAGCUCCAAGAGUCUCUCGAGGCAAUGUCCCUCAAAGAGGCGACGGAGCUCACCAACCAAAAACUACAAAAAAUGCAAGACGACGUUCAAAAAUUCGUUCUAUUGGAAUUUCAAAAGAUAAAAGCACGAUUUGAAGACUACAUGGAAGAGGAACUCGACGAUAUUGAAGAACAACAUAGAGAAAACGUCAAAAAAAUCGAAGGAAUAUGGCGAACCUACGCGGGUGACUCAGUCCGCAGCCUCGCAAAAUCACAUGAUGAUUUGACGGACAAAGUCACCGCAAGUCUACGAUGCUUCCAAAGCCGGGAACUUAUGCUCGGCAUCAGGUAUUUGGUCCUUACUGCCCGUCAAAUGUAUCAAAACGAGUCCUUUUGUCCAAAUUGCGGUAAGGGGAUACCCUUGACCUCUGUCAACUACGCCGUCUCUGAGGACGAUCCUAUCGAAAAAGCGACACCAGAGGAUAUCAAGGAGAUUUCACACGGCAUUCUGAACGCUAAAGAUCUCAAACUUCUCAAGUUCUCGGAGCUUAAUGGAGAUGAGACCGACAUCAGAGCGUAUGAUAACUGGGCUUAUCUCGCACUGCUUCUCAGUAACCCCUCUUAUGUUGAUGUGAGAGAGAAAUAUUCGAACAUGUUCAAGUGGGUGGUCGGAAAUUCUAUCGAAAAUGUCGCCGAAAAGGCAUACCGACUCCACAUCGUCCCAUACUGGCACUAG
Orbilia oligospora ATCC 24927 is the source of this 726-nucleotide messenger RNA. RefSeq lists its product as uncharacterized. The record is from RefSeq and is a predicted model, not a curated record. The transcript is spliced from 2 exons. Lineage: Eukaryota; Fungi; Ascomycota; Orbiliomycetes; Orbiliales; Orbiliaceae. Bases 1 to 726 code for a protein of 241 amino acids.